Molecule: messenger RNA, 2331 nt
Organism: Siniperca chuatsi (mandarin fish)
Lineage: Eukaryota; Metazoa; Chordata; Actinopteri; Centrarchiformes; Sinipercidae
Product: mannose-P-dolichol utilization defect 1 protein-like
Exons: 7
Coding region: 280-1005 (241 amino acids)
Biological process (GO): oligosaccharide biosynthetic process
Source: RefSeq, a predicted model, not a curated record
AAUAUAGCCUAUUGAAUAUCAGCACUGUGAACUUCUUCCCAAAUCUAUCAAUAUAGCAGGCCUAUUUACCAUUCAAAAUCCAUAAGGAAACACAUUUUUCCAACAAAAAAUAAAGAGGGUAGAUGAUUUUUUUAUGAAACCGUGGACUUCCGGACCACGUUUACCUCAGAGGUAACAGUGAGCUGUCCGGGCUCUGUGUCCUCUCUGGUAAAUAUUGGGGAACCUUUGAACCACUCCCCCUGUUACUGAGGAGUACGCCUGGCUGCAGCUGAUCCCACGAUGGCCAUGUCUCCCGUCAAACAGUUCCUGGUUACCUAUUUAAUGCCAGAAAAAUGUUACGAGAAGCUUCUCGUCAACUUUCACUUGCACGUGCCUUGCCUAAAGUUUGUACUGAACAGAACUGUCGGAUUUUGGAUCUUACUGGACACUUUCCUGGCACAGCUACCUCAGCUGUUAAAGAUACUGUGGCGAGGAAGUGCAGCGGGCCUGAGUCUGGCCUCAGCUCUUCUGCAGCUUUAUGCCUUCUCAUGUCCUGUUGUGUACGCCAUGGCCAGCAACUUCCCACUUUUUGCCUGGGGUGAGAGGCUCUUCACGUUGGCCCAGACAGCAGUGAUUGUCUUCCUCAUCCUGCAUUAUCGUAGUGAUACACUCAAAGGGAUGCUGUUCCUCUUGGCUUACAGUGGUGUGAUGUUCCUUCUGGGCUCCUACGCAGCUGCAGCAGUCGUCUCAGUGAUGCAGGCCUCCAGUUUUGCAGCUUUAAUUGCAAGCAAGAGUCUCCAGGCUGGAACUAACUACUGUAAUGGCCACACAGGCCAGCUGUCCACUGUGUCUGUGUUACUAUCGUGGGCAGGGUCUCUGGGUGUCAUCUUUGUGUCUCUCCAGGAGUCGGGAAGCUCAUUUGCUACUCUGUCACACCUACCGUCAGCCUGUCUCAGCUGUGUCCUCCUGGCCCAGGUCCUCUGCUACACGAGCAGCACCGCUACCACUAAAAAGAAGAGUGAGUAGAUGAUGGCGGACGAGCAAAACAAGUCUUCAAACAUUUACACAAGAAUUUCACCAGUCUGAGUAAUUUCUAAUACACAUACAGGGUUUUAAACUGGGGACGAAGUGCAGUCAUGCAGCAGACACGAGCGAACACACAAGCUUUUGUCAGAUCAGGUAAUUUCCCUGAUUAGUUCGUCCUCUGUGGUUAAAGGAACAUCCUGCAGAUGAUGCAUUCAUGUCACAGCAGCUUUACUGUUUACACAAACAUUUACACCUGGGAGCUGCACAGUACUGGUACAGGUUGUAGCAACAGCUACUGAGCAGCUCACUGGAGCACCUGGAAGUUAAGUGUUUUGCUUGAGUGCUGGAAGGGAUUUUUAGAGAUCAAUGUUAGUAAUUUCACUGCUCUGCUGUUCAGAGAUUGAACGCCAUAAACCUUGAAGUCACAAUAAGGGCAACUAAGGGAAAGCUUUAUGAAAGUACUAUGGUAGCGCCAGUAAAUUAUGUCAAAGAUGAUGAUUUUUACCCACGAGUAGGUUUUUGGAAUAUACCGGAACCUGUUUAUGUUUGAUUUCUUCCUAAGCACCAAUUUUGGGAAGAACCUUUUCAUGAACUCCUUUGGAAUGGCUUCUGAGCUCCAAGUAAAGCCAGCCACCAUAAACAAAAUGUCCAGUGUUGCUCUGCAACAGACAUUUGCAGGAGCUCUGCCAAGACACACUGAAGUGACUGUGGCAGCACAUGUGCACCAAUGACACAUUAACCUUGUUUGUUAAGCAGCUAUAAUAAACCACCCUUUUCAUGGGUUUUUACUGUUCAACAUGCUGUGUUUUACAUUCAUAUUUUAUGUAUUUGCUUACUUUCAUACCUGUUGAACUGUACUGUGAACUGAAUUCAAUGAUACUAUGAAUUAUUGUCUCUGAACAUUCAGUAAUAAAAUACAAUGUUGCCAGAGAAUACAGGUAUCUGUAAGUGAAAGCAUAUAGAGUUAGUCACCUUUACGUCAGGACUGUGUGUACACAAAAUAUAUUCCACUCUGGGAGUCAUGUUACAACUCCGGUUAUCACGUUAUGUUUAUAUUUUCACAUGGCUGACUUUCUGAAUGACCCUGUCAGUUAUCCUAAGCACAGCACUGAGUGUUAUAACUGCCAGUUUGGCAUGCCCCAGAUCAUGACAUAAUGUGACAUUACAAAGAAAAUCACCAGAGGCAUGGGUGGCUCUCGGGAUGCAAAACUAAUGACAUUCCCAUCAGCCUCGGCUGCACUUUGUGUUUUUAGUGUUAAUUAGCAUGUUAGCAUGCUAACAUGCUAAACAAAUGGGGUGAACAUGGUAAAAAUUAUACCUGCUAAA